AUGGCACCCAACAACCCAGUCACUCAGCGGGGUGAAGGGGUACUCGCCCUGGACUGGGAAACUUGGUUCCUGAAGACAUUUGAUGACAUCUGCCAGCAGUUCUGGAGGAGAGUGGAGGUGCGGAGUCGGCAACCGACUAUACCUGCUCCCAAGACGCAACAGACAGGCAGAGCUCUGGCACGGCACCCUACUCCCAAGCGGAGGAUCAAGUGGCCCCGAACAUCAGCCUGUAGAAAGCGUAAGCGGAGGAUACACCGCCGCCCAAGACCACGGGACUUACACCCCAUGGCGGACCCCUCCAAGAACAGCAUAGGACCCCAGCAUGAUCCAGGUUGGAGAGGGUGAGAGAGCAUGGAACAAUCAAAGGCCCACUGGCAACACCCACUGCCUUACACUACCACACUUAGGGGCAGACAUGCUCCAUCCGCAGGUAACGGCUAAAGCAACCGGCUGACAGACAGCAGGAACUCCACAGACCUAAUGGUCUCACGGGACAAUACCCUGCCAGCACUACACUCUGGGUCGGACUCCAACUCCUAUGACUAUUGA
Molecule: messenger RNA, 549 nt
Organism: Pelobates cultripes (western spadefoot toad)
Lineage: Eukaryota; Metazoa; Chordata; Amphibia; Anura; Pelobatidae
Source: the annotation of a GenBank genome assembly